Molecule: messenger RNA, 12288 nt
Organism: Dunckerocampus dactyliophorus (ringed pipefish)
Lineage: Eukaryota; Metazoa; Chordata; Actinopteri; Syngnathiformes; Syngnathidae
Product: synaptic vesicle glycoprotein 2C-like
Exons: 18
Coding region: 3130-5379 (749 amino acids)
Biological process (GO): transmembrane transport; chemical synaptic transmission
Cellular component (GO): membrane
Molecular function (GO): transmembrane transporter activity
Source: RefSeq, a predicted model, not a curated record
UUUAACAGUGGUUCACUUCUUUUUGUACUUGUAUGACACCAAAUGUACUGAAACUACUAUGACAAAACGAUCAUUAUGGCCACAGUUUGACCCUGGAACAGAUAAUUUCCAAUGUUUCAAACAAUUCCCAGGUUGUGUUGGACCGGAGGUUCCACUGUAGUUUUUAUUUAUUUAUUUAUUUUUAUAAAGGGUGCACAAUAAUUAUCACACUGACAUGAGGGAAUUGACGUCAUACCAGUAAAUCCGAUAACAUUAAAAAUAGCUUAGAUAACCGAUAAUUUAAAACCCCCAAAAAAACCUUCCAAUGUGAGUGACCAAAAACAUUCACUUUCUGAGGAAGACACUUUGUGUGCUAGUUGUACCAAAUGCUCUGCGAUGAGCGGGGGAAAAAACCUGAAAAGCCACCUGAAACGACAGCGAGGCGGCGGCGAUAUUUGAUUAGGACAAAUCAACAGGUACAGUGGUCAAAUCCUAAUUUGUUCCAGUCCUUCUUACCUCCUGGUGUGCACAUACUACAGUUAAAUAUAAAUAAAAAGUACCUAAAAAAAAAAAAGUUAUCUGUACCAUAUUGAUCUUGAAGCAGAAAGUUAUUGGUAUCGGUUUGAAAAAAAAAAAAAAAGAGUGCAUCUUUUGUUGUUGUGGUUGUACCUUCAUCUCCCCUUCCUCCACCACCAGCUGCCAGUUGGCAUCUCCACCGACAUCCUGGAGGGAGUAGGUCAUGUGACUCUGCACCAUCUCCUCUACCUGGAGACAGGUUGGAAUGGUGAGUCUUUCCUUUAAACACAAAAUGCUUUGGAAAUGACGUCAUGGAAAAAUAAAUCUUAAGUGAGGAGGAAGCAGCAGCAGCAGGAGGAGGAGGUGACUUUUACCUCUGUGCUAAAUCUGUGGACAUGCUGCACAGAGGACGACAGACUAAUAAGAGGCUACAGCAGACAUGAGAAAAGAUGACGAGAAGAAGAAUGAAUGAGAGCGAGACAGAGGGAGAGAACCUGCUCAGCUAAUCUGUGAGAGCCCGAGCUGGAGAAGACGUCUGGUGGUGGAACUGGACUGGACCUCUGGAUCCUCGCCUUCUCAGUCUGACACUGGAACACACAAAAGCAACUAAGAGGAAGCACAUUUAUAGACUCCAAAAACACAGCAGAUUGUGUGAUCAAGUGGCUGUAAAGACGUUAGUACGAGUGCAGCACCAUGUGUCGCAGCAGAUAUUGGACAUGAUUUAGCAUACCUGUUCUAUUUUGUCCUGUCGAUCCAGAGCAGCUUCGACUGCGUCAAAGAACUCCUCCUCGUUAAUGAGGCUGUUUGGACCUUCCUGCCAACGAGGAGGCAACAGGAAGUCACGUCAACAGUUCACACAGAGAGUGGCUAGUUGCUACAUGGCGUCACCUCGUAAUCUGGACCUCCAAAGUGGGACUUUUUCUUCAGCUCAUUCAGGGCCGACUUGUAGCUCUCCUCGAUUCGUCUCCUCUUCUCCAUCUCCUGCAAACAUGCGCGCAAGAGAACGUUGAAAUAAACUGACUCACAAACUCAACAAAGCAACAAGUCAAGCACCUUGUCCAGCCUCUUCUGCCAGCUGUCCUCCCUCUUGACCAUCAGGUCGAUGCAGUGGGACAGUGUGGCCAGGAUCCCAGCAGUGGUGGCUUUGAACGUGAUGGCCUCGCCUUUAAAGUCGAUGCCGUUCACGCCCUUGGGGCUGGAGCACUGGAAGACUGCAGAGAAGCACCUGUUAGCGUGCGGCUCCAGCUGUUUUCAAGCGGGAUAUUGGCACUAAUUGACGGGUGGAUGCCUUACGUUUGUCUUUGCUGCCAUUGUGGUUGUGAAGAAACUCUCCAUCGUUGCGGGUGUUGGGGAAGUCGUCCUCGUCAUCCUCCACAACUGAAUGAAUGAGAGAGCUUUUCGGUUACUGUACACACACACACACACUGCCAUGACGCCGCUGUGCUUGACAAGAUGACAAUGGUGCGGUUUCAUCUUGAGAAUGGAGCGAGGCGGAGAGGGAGCGGAAUGAGAACAAAAGGAGUGGCGAGCUGCCAGGCAUGAAUGCUCAGCCAAGACGAGCGUGAGGAGGCACAAAACACACACUCCAAACACUAAAGCUAAAGACUCAACCAAACAUCAGUGCUUUCCGAGGGCCACGAGGAGCACGCGGCAAGGACCUUUUCCAAUCGCUUACUUUUGUCUCGCUGCAGUUCGUCCUUGGAGACGCCGUCUGCGCAGCCAUCAAAGUAUUUCUGCAGUGUGUCCACCUGUCUGCACAGGAUGUCUCUGAAGGUCUCCAUCUCUGCCAGCUUCUCUCGCAGGCUGUGGCCCUUCUAGAAGAAAGACAGGGUGAUCAGAUUGUGCUCCGGCUGGUGGAUAUGGAUGGGACUUUGGUGUGAAAAUGUCACUCGACACUAUGAAGUCACUGGAGAAGAUCACCUUGAAGGAGGAGGUGGAGGUGGCCGAGUAGCCGCUGGUGGCUGACGUGAGGGACAGCAUAGAGCCAUGCCGCCGCAGGCUCGACUCAGAACCGUAGCCGGGAUCAGCCUGGAGAGAAGAGACACUCAGAGAGGGGCCCGAAAAGCUUGUGCAACCAUGACAGCAACUUGGCUUAAUCUGCCUGCACCGCCUUUGAGCGACACUUCCAAGCUGCACCACCAGGAGGCAGUACAAACACAGAUAUGUGAACAAGAUGGUAACCCUGACGACAUGACGUGGUGGAACUGUGUACCAGAUGCAGACUCCAGAUUAAUCCUGGCUGGGGCCUGUGACGUAAAGUGGACUUUGUAUGAUGGCGCAAGCAUCGAGCAGCAGCAGAGACAUCACGGCGGCGGCGGCGGUGGCGUGCCUGCAGGAGCUCACACACGUCCCCACUCUCUGCUGAGAUGCAGUCUAAAAGAUAAGAUGGCUGAUGGCCGCGUCUGCUGAGCUCUUGCAGGACUGAUCAGCUGCCUCCUUCCUGGCCGCUCCCGCUCGAUGGGGUUCGACCUCCGCACUUAAUUAAAAGUGUUCUGGCAGCCUGACCGGUGUACCCAGCAGUUGGUGAUUUGACCUAAUAAACUACCCAGAGCUUGUGUCAGCCAGCUUGAUCUAGUGGAGUUGCUGGAAUAGGCUAGGUCCAAACAUUUAGUGCUUAGCUUUGUCUGUGUCAAGAUGAAUGAAACGCACAACAACAGGACUUCCCUGGUCAAAGGCGCCAAGGACAUCGCCAAGGAGGCCAAGAGGCAAGCUGCCAAGAACUUCAGCAAGGCAGUGGACCGUGCCUCCGAUGAAUACUCAACCCAUCGCAGCUACAAUCGAUUCCAGAACGAGGACGAGGAGGACUACAAUUCCUACGGACAGCCCGGCGGUCAAUACGACGACAAUGCAGCCAACGACGAGGACGGGGCGUCCAGCGAUGCCACUGAGGGCCACGAUGACGAAGACGAGAUCUACGAAGGGGAAUACCAAGGUGUGCCCGCCCACCAGGACGGGAAGGCCCAGGACGGACAGGUGGCUCUGGGCCAGCCGGUCGGCGACGGCCUGAAGAGCCACAAGGAGCUGGAAAACGAGAGGCAGGCCGACGAGGAGGAGCUGGCGCAGCAAUACGAGCUCAUCAUGCAGGAGUGCGGACACGGGAGGUUCCAGUGGCAGCUCUUCUUCGUGCUCGGCUUGGCGCUCAUGUCAGACGGCGUGGAGGUGUUUGUGGUGGGAUUCGUGCUGCCCAGCGCUGAGACCGACAUGUGCGUCCCCAACUCCGGCGCUGGAUGGCUCGGCAGCAUCGUGUACCUGGGGAUGAUGUUUGGAGCCUUUUUUUGGGGUGGCCUGUCGGACAGGUUGGGCCGCAAACAGUGCCUCCUGAUAUCCAUGUCGGUCAACGGCUUCUUCGCCUUCCUCUCCUCCUUCGUGCAAGGCUACAGCAUGUUCCUUUUCUGCCGCAUGCUCUCGGGAUUCGGGAUCGGCGGCGCGGUACCUAUUGUCUUUUCGUACUUUGCCGAGGUACUUGCCCGGGAGAAGCGAGGCGAGCACCUGAGCUGGCUUUGCAUGUUCUGGAUGAUCGGAGGGAUCUACGCUUCGGCCAUGGCGUGGGCCAUCAUCCCGCACUACGGUUGGAGUUUCAGCAUGGGCUCCGCUUACCAGUUCCACAGCUGGCGAGUGUUUGUGGUGGUGUGUGCUCUGCCUUGCGUCUCAGCGGUGGUGGCCCUCACGUUCAUGCCCGAAAGCCCUCGCUUCUUCUUACAGAUGGGCAAGCACGACGAGGCCUGGAUGGUCCUCAAACACAUCCACGACACCAACAUGCGAGCUCGCGGAGAGCCCGAGAGAGUCUUCACCGUCAACCGCAUAAAGAUACCCAAGCAGUUGGACGAGCUGGUGGAGAUGCCGAGCGAGUCGACCCACCCCGUGCUCAAAGUUCUCUUCAAAGUAAAGGCAGAACUGCGGGGGAUCUGGUCCACUUUCAUGAGAUGCUUCGACCACCCUGUGAAGGACAACACUAAGAAGCUGGCGGUGGUUUGGUUGACGCUCUCGUUCGGGUACUACGGGCUGUCCGUGUGGUUCCCCGACGUGAUCAAGCACCUCCAGGCUGACGAGUACGCCUCCAGGGUGAAGAUUCACAACAACGAACGCAUCGAGGAUUUCACCUUCAACUUCACGCUGGAGAACCAGAUCCACAGAAACGGGGUGUUCCUCAACGACCGGUUUAUCAGUAUGAAAUUCAAGGCCGUCUCUUUCAUCAACUCCUCCUUCCUCAACUGCUACUUUGAGGACGUCUCCUCCGUGGGGUCCUCCUUCAAGAACUGCACCUUUGUCGACUCCUUCUUUUACAACACAGAUAUUGACGAUGCCAAGCUGACAAAUUCGAGGGUGAUCAACAGCUCUUUCCACCACAACAAGACCGGCUGUCAGAUGACCUUUGAUGACGACUACAGCGCCUACUGGGUCUACUUCGUCAACUUCCUGGGAACGCUGGCCGUGCUGCCCGGAAACAUCGUCUCGGCCCUCCUCAUGGACAAAAUAGGGCGUCUCAGCAUGUUAGGGGGCUCCAUGGUGCUGUCAGGCAUCAGCUGCUUCUUCCUGUGGUUCGGCACCAGCGAAUCCAUGAUGAUCUUCAUGCUGUGCCUCUACAACGGCCUCAGCAUCUCCGCCUGGAACUCCUUGGAUGUGGUCACCACGGAGCUCUACCCCACAGACAGGAGGUGGGUCGGGCCCAGUUGUGUGAAAUACCACUACCACUUCAUUAGAGGCACCGGCUUCGGCUUCUGCAACGCCAUGUGCAAGCUGUCGGCCGUGCUGGGCAACCUGAUCUUUGGCUCGCUGGUGGGCAUCACCAAGGCCAUCCCCAUCCUGCUGGCGUCGUGCGUGUUGGUCGGCGGUGGCCUAGUGGGCCUGCGGCUGCCAGACACUCGGCCCAACGUCCUCAUGUGAAGCUGAGCAGCGUGUGUGUGUGUGUGUUGUUUACCAGGCCUACGCUACGUUUUGCCAAACAGCGAUGCAAGCUACUUUACCCCCCUUUGUCACAAAAUUUUGCAAAUGCACAUUAUUUGAACUUGAUGAAUUUCGGCUGGGCGUCGCGUUCUCUUCCAAGUUUUAUUCAAAGGUGUGCAAGCGUCUGAGCAUCCUUUUAGUUCUGCUUCUGUGCUGCAUCACGUAGCUGGAUAAAGUAUAUUUACACAUCAAAGCACAUUUCAAAGAGGCAGACCUUUCCUGAUGUGGUGGUUGAAACGAGCACAGCACCUUGCGUGCAUUAGUUCAUGACUGCAGUGUCGCACUGAAGCUGCACUAGGAGAACGUUUUUCAACCUGACAGGGCGCUGUAGCUUUACUUUCACGGAGGGAUUCCCUGGAAGUCGUCGUCACACAAGCGCCACGUAAUUUGCACGCCUCAAAUACUGUGACAAGUGUCUUUAUUUGUUGAUUUAUUUAUUAAUUUCUGCGGCUGUUUACGCACUUGUUUACGGGUUUUUUGCAGUCCCAUGAAAAGCAUGUGCACUAUUUCCGUGUUAAGCCAGUUUUUCUUUGUAUACGUGUUUUUUGUCACUGUUGUUUAAUUGUUUUGCUGCCGUGUGUAUUUGUACUGCCCACUGCCCCACGGAUUUAGUUGGGUUAAAAGGUCAAUAAUGCAGUCUCGAUGAUAAUAAGGUAAGCUGCCCUCCUGUGAACAAAAAUGUCCUAACGUCAUCAAAAGUGAAGACAGAGAUACCAUAUUUGGCCCAUGUUGACAUCUCAAGCACUGCUGCAAGCACACAGAAAAUGUCUGACGCGUCCAACAGACAGGAAUUCAAUGAGUCCCCCGGUGGGACACAAGUCAUAGGAAACUGUCGUUAUGCUAUGGCAACUUGAAAACGUUUUUCAAAUUUCCUAUUAAUGUCAUUCAACGUUAUAAAAAUAAUUUACAGUAACAGUGGCCAAUUUGAAAAUGUUAAUAUAGCAAAUGUAGCAUUUUGAGUGAGGGGAAAAAUAUGGAAAAUUUUUAUGUCGUAAUAGCCACAAGACUUGUUUUGUUUUGGACAUAAUCCGGUAUGCUAUGGCGUUAAAGUCAUGCCAAAACCUGACCAGCACACCAAACGUGUUUUUACUCACGCCCAACGAGUCACAGCCCAACUCGGUGUGGUUUGCAAACACAAAACAUUCACAAACUUCUCAAAGAAACAAUAUGCGUUCAACCGUUGCUAAUAGAAAAGGCGGACCUCCCAGCCGCUCUGCGUUAUUUCGUCUCCGUUCGUAUCACCAGGCGCUCUCACCUGUCCGUUGUUGUGUGAUACAAGCGGAGGGACUGAGAGGUCUGUCUUUUUGUUAGCAACGGUUAUACGCAAAUAUGCAUGCAUACUCAGUUCAUUACGCAUCAUAGUCGCACAUGAAGCGUAAUAAAAUUAAAAUCGUCCUGGCGGCCUUAAAUUGAAUCAACAGCGCCACCUGCUGCUGUGGUGUGCAAAUUACAGGCCAUUUCUCAGAAAGUUGACUGGCUUCCGUCUGCAAAACAAGAGUACAUUUGUAUGUGGAACUGCAAGGCGGAAGAUUAGUGACAAAAGUUACGUGACAGUUUUAACACAGGUCACCUCAUGUUAAUGUUAGCUAACCACACUCGGAGCAUACUUACCUUUGCAGACAACUUACCGAUUUUUGUUUGUGAAUCGUUGGGCGUGAGUAAAACUUGUCUUGUGUGUUUGAAGUUUGGGUGCAAUUUUUGCUGUAAAAAAGUCUAGCGAUAAACCCGAGUGUGCUUUUUUUGUAGGAUUUCCUACUAAAUUCCACUCUGUAGCGUCCACAUGAGACCCCUCUGCGUUAUCAUUCCAGCGUGACCUUUCAACCCUUGUGCUUGGUUUGCAAAAAUAACAGGGCCAUAUAUGUAGACUUCAAAAAAAAGGUAGUAUAUUGAAAACUCAGCAGCAGCAUUUCUAGAGUGACAAAAAAGUUUACAUUUUCUUUUUAACGCAGCAGCGUGUGAGGCUCUGAACCGCUUCCCCCUUUUGUCUGUGUUGUGUUCCCGUUGAAAGCUCCUCUUCUGUCUCGCAUCACUUUCCAGAUUGUGUCUUUCUUUUGUCUGGUGUGGCCUCCUCCCUCCUAGAACAGCUCAAAAACCUUUUCUCUCAUGCGGAGUCUCUCUCGCCUCCCAAACUUGGUUGAGAGAUUUGUUGCUUUGUCGCAUUGCUCAUCUCUGCAUUCUGAUAAGAUGAAAAGCCAUUUUUAAAGGGCCAGCGCACCCACAUGGCUUGCGUCUGACAGUGGAACCUCUUAAGGUACAACAUAAUUGUUUCCAGGACAAUAGUCCGCAAAGGAAGAGCGCACUUUUUUUGUAAUUUCAUCCACAAUUCUUAAGAGACAUGAAUACACGUUUUUCUCUUUUCUGUGCGUCCUAAAGGUAUAAAAACAGCUAAAAAGAGGCAGCUAAGAAUGCACGUAAUGGGACGGAAGUAUUGCGCUUCUGGAAAAAAUUAAUCAAGCUGCAGCAAGAUUGUUAAUGUUGAAGAACUACGCUGCAUGCGUAGUGACACCUUGCCAUAGCACUCUGGCUAGCUCCUGGCCGACGAGUGACUAGCUUCACCACACACUUGCUCACAGCGCCUCAGGCCGCUAGUGAAAGGUAACGCUACACAUUGGAGCUGCCGCCACUGCUGCUGUGUUUUUGUUUUUGAGUUUGAAAAAGUUAACGCUAGGUGUAGCAAUGCUAUGUGAAAUCAGUGCGCCCAGGUAGGAAGUUCUGCUAAUGCAUAAAAUGACCAAAAUACUGUAAGUAUUCCAUGUUAUCAUGAAUGUACGUGUUACUACAUGCUCACAGCAUGGAUAUAAACCAUAAAACCUUGUUGGAGGUCUUUUAAUAGCAGACUUUCUAGGUGGAAUAGGUGUGUCCCAGUACGUGCAUGAAUUAGCUGCCUCAUUUUAGCUGUUUUUAGAUCUUUAGAACACACAGAAAAGUGUGUUCAUGUCUCACAUAAGGAUUGUUGAUCCCCCCCAAAAAGUGCACUUUUGCUUUUAACUGUACAGGCAGUGUUAUAAAUGACAUUUGUAACCCAUUUCUGGUUCUAUGGUCAUCAUCACAUUUCUUUUUCCUAUUUGCCAUGACUGGUGACCGUACUGCGACAGAACCACAGGAAAUUGAUAGAAAUGCGGAAACAAAACCACACGAAUGCUUUAUUUUCUCAGUCUUGAAGUUGUGCUGUUUUUUAAUUUAUUUUAUUUUUGUGCUGGAAAGUGGCGUCAGGUUUUUGCACACAUUUUUGAGCGAGUUGAGUGAACCGACCCCUUUUAAACCUUGACAUCAUUUUCCCGUCCAUAUUGAGCUUUGUUUAUGAGGGUGCUUCUUGAUGCCACCUCGCACUUCCUGUUUCCAGAGCCAAACCCCUGCAUGGUUGUUACAAAAGUCCUGAUCGUCGUCUGUGAUCCGUCCUCUUCCUCUCUGUGUCCCCGCUGUCCUUCCUUCACUUGUGAUGCCAGGUUGAAGGAUGUCACACACGUGUGGUUGACAUAAUUGUGUGUUGUGCUGCCGGUGGAUGACUUAUUUUAAUAAGAAAAGCUUGGGUGCGUCACUCUGGUGUUACAAAUAAAAUGUCGCAUUUGAACACCUUUUGGGGGUUUUGUUGUUCUAUAUGCUCACCAGCAGGUGGCAGUAUUGGCACAAUGCUGUUUUGGAGAUUGUUUUUAAUGACUACUGUACUGUGCUAAUACUCUUUUUGUUUAGUUUUUUACUUAUUUUUGAGGUUGUAUUGUCACAAAAGGUGAGGAAAAACAGCUUAAUUCAACAACAGCAACCACAUUCUAGUUGUAGUGUGUAUUUUUUUUCCUAAAAAACAAUUUUUUUCAUUUUUCAGGAAGUAAUUUUCUCAGUUCUUUGUGAUUGCAGACGUGUCUCACUGCUUCCUGUCACAGGAAGUCCAGGAAAUGCCACCGUCGUCACUGAGAGAAGAGAGAAGCUGAAAUUGUUCAAAGGAAGAAGGACCAGUAUUUUAUAGACAGUUUAGACGUUAGUUAAAUAUUUUUAACAAAUUUUGACGUAGCGAUUAUGUCACGACGACAUAAAGCAUCUGAAGCCAGCAGACACAGACGAGGCAGUCCAAUAAAUCACGUUUACGGCCGAUAAACAUGCAACGCACAGCAUAUAAAACAAAGUAGACAAACUUUUAAGGAAGCUUUUUGUAUUUGUCCGAUCAUCACAGGCAAAACUGCAAACUCGCAUAGCAAUUAGUUGUUAAAGUAAAGCUUGGAGCUCAGUCAGCGACAGACAAGGGAACGGGAAGCACCUUGAUUUUAAAAUGGCCAGUAUUUGCCAUCUGUUUUAUUGGGGUUUAAAAAAAAUCACACAAGUAGUGGUACCAGGAUGUAAAGAAAUUCGAUUAAACAUUUAACUGUGAUUGAUCACAUUUUGUCUAUAAAAAACUCAUAAUUAACGUAGAUUAAUCACAGAAAGAAGUUUUUAUAAUACGUAGGGAUGUAAAUCUCUGUGGCAAACGAUUCGAUACGCAUCGACCUACACCGGUUAUGACACGAGUCAAAAACGAUAUAUUUUAAAAGCAGAACAAUUUAUACUUGGAUUCGGAUACAGUGUACAAACGAUACCAUUCAACGGUUACGCUUGCUGAUGUACAUGUAUUUUAAGAGCACAUCAGAUCCCCAAGCACGCUGUGAGGCGGGGGUCCCCAAGCCACGGGAAACGUUCAGGAGCAAUGAUUACAAUAAAGCACUUAAAAAGUAAAAUCAUUUGUAACUACAUCAAAUUUUAUGUUAAGGGACAUAUGAUUUUUGGAAAUAUGGGCUAUUAUUUUGUUCAAAAAAUAAAGUACAGUUAGAAAUCCCACAGUGUGAGCGGCAACUUUGGCUGUCGUUGAACGCACCUUCUAACUUGAUGCCGCACAGAUAGACUAUUAUACUGUAUUUUUAUCCUUUUUCUUUCACCUCAUAUUUGGUCCAAAUGCUGAUUCUAUGUGGGGAUGCAUGAAGGUAAGAUUUGAUGACUUGACUGAGUGCUGAAGUACACAUUACAGUAUUUGUAUGGUGCACAAACCCCAGGCUCAUGCUGGUGGAUGGUGGCUAUUCAUUUGAUGUUCCUGUCGUAGUUUUACACAACACAUAAUGAAUAAGAUCAAUUAGAUCUCUAUAAUGUACAUACUGUAUGUUUUGCUGAUGUGUUUAAAAUUUUUCCCGGCGACUAGCCAGUGCCUCGCUAAUGCUAGUGCCGCUAAUGCUAUGCUAAUGCUCAUCUUGAGCCAUGGUCACAUUGACACAAGCCCCCAAAUAGCUGUCCUCCGCCAUGCCUGCCGGUAACUGGCAGCUCGUAACCCAAAUAUGAGCUCGCAGUUCAAAGCAAAAACUCAGCCGAGAGACGGCUUGCAUCCAAAAAAACGAGUUGGGACGCUUGUCUGCCAAGGUACCGCGGCAUAAAUGCCAAUCAAAAAAACCCUGGCAGUGCUCCACCAUCUCACUUCUCCCUGGCAGUCGACGUACUCCGUGACGACUCGGCUCACAGCAACAGUAGAUGCUAAUAACUUUGCUCUUGUUGUGGGAGCCGUCUGCCAGGGCUUUGAAGCUAAACUUAACAUUCAAAAUACCCGCUUCUUUGCUCAUUUCUCCUCAAUAUUUUUUCCCGCUUGUGGCUCCACUUCCACCGCUGCGUUUCCUCAAACUACGGUGUGGGCCGAGGCUCACUGCGCACGUCAAACAAAAUAGUGCCGUUGAAGGAAACGUCCGUUAACACGUUAACGUUGACAGCCCUACAAAAAAGGAAUUGGUAUCGAAUCCAAAAAUCUGUUAUCGCCCAUCACUACUUUGAAUGCCUGGAAUAGGCCUUCUUUUAUAAACCAGAGGCCCCGCCCAUCGGCGCGCAAAAAAACCCAAAUGUAUCAGAAAAUAUACACGUCAUUUUGCAAAAAGAAAAAGUAAUUAUUCAAGGCACAGCGAGUUUAAUACAAACAUGAGGAAAUAAAACAGUGAUGACGUCAUAAAUGCGCCCGGUGACGUUGCACAUGGAUGCCGCCAAAGUGAGGAGGUAAGAUUUGCUUUUAGGUACGAAAAAUGAAGGUUUUUGUCGGAAACAACAGAUCGGCAGACACACCGAGUGGGCAUCGUCGCCGUAUUCCCGGUCGUCAUGGUAGUUUGAUGUUGCCCUUCUUUACUGGCGUCCUCCUAGUCCGUAUGUUUUACCUUCCUCAACGGAAGUCCAAAAUUCCAAAGUCCGAAGUUCCGGGAAAAUUAAAAUCCCGGGAGUCAUUAUCAUUACCUAAAAAAGCGCCGGGUCGGACACGCCCAUGUUUUUUAUACGGUGUUUGGAAGUUUGUUGACAUGUUGCUGUUGCUGACAUGUUCCCAGACUCUGUCAUCGCUCACAAAUACUCGGCAGGAAAAAGCAAAGGCUGGCGACCACUCCAGGGUGUACCCCGUCUCUCGCCCAAAGUCAGCUGGGAUAGCCUCCGGCAUACCCCCGCGACCCGAAUGAGGAUAAGCAUCAUAGAAAGUGGAUGGAUGGAAAAAGCAGGGCCACGCAAAUCAUCAAAAGUUUGUUGUGCCGCAGAAUACAGCGUACCUUGCUGGGCCUCGCCAGGUGGCUCCUCCCGCUCUGUACUCCGGUUCUCCUGACCAACAAAUCAACAGACAGAUUGAUCAAAGUCUCACUGGAUCAGAUUCAGAUCCGGUUGCAGGAAUGACCGGAAAAGUGACGUCAUCCCAAAAGAAUUUUGAGUCCUCUCCUGAUUGGGGCCCACUUUGAGGGGUGGGGCGGGCCCAGCAGAACAUCAUGCGAAAGAGAAGCACCAGCAGCACACACAGAAAGAAGGUCCACUACGCAUCAACGACUCGGACACUGAUUUGCUUUGUUGGACUUUUUUGGGCUUUGUUCUUCAAGCUGCAGG